AUGGACGUAUAUGUCCAGAUCACGGGUCUAGACUCAGGGAAAAUGCGCGGAGUCAAGGCGCUGCUCGAUAGCGGCUGCAGUACCUGUUGCAUCGAUACCGACUACGCACGGACGGAGAAGUUGGAUAUUCAAGAGCUUCCACAACCCAUUGUGGCCCGUAACGCCGACAAUACCGAGAACAUCAGCGGUCGGAUCACGCAUUACGUUGACCUAAGGAUGAGAAUCGGCCCUCACGUGGAGACACGCACGUUCCUUCUGACGUGUUUAGGGAAAGCUCGGAUCUUCAUUGGUCUUGAUUGGCUGACGGAACAUAACCCCGAGGUGGAUUGGCAGGAGCAGACCAUGAGAUUCAGCCGAUGCCCAGAGCGGUGUCACAUGAGGGGUCACGAGGAACAUCAAGCAAUGAUUGACAUGGAUGCAAUCGACCUGGACACGGGCACGCCGGAUCUGGAAGAGGGAGAAUCGAUCCUGUUGGUCGAUUUUGGGAAGGAAGUGGAUCUGCGGCUGAAGGAAACGCCGGCGCAGAAAUUCGCAGAAGAAGCGGAAAAAGAGAAGGAGAGGAUGACCGAGGGGAAGAUUCCGGAUCAAUAUCGGGAAUUUGUCAAAGUAUUUGCCAAGGAAUCGUUUGACUCGCUACCAGACCGACGGGCAUGGGAUCACGCAAUCGAGCUCAAACCUGGUUCCAAGGCAGUGGACUGCAAGGUGUACCCGUUAUCACGCAAUGAACAAGUCAAACUCGACGAAUUCUUACAAGAGAACUUGGCCAGUAGACGGAUCAGGCCAUCAAAAUCACCCAUGGCAUCAGCAUUCUUCUUUGUCAAGAAGAAGGAUGGCUCCCUACGCCCCGUCCAAGACUAUCGGAAGCUGAAUGAGAUGACGAUUCGGAAUCGAUACCCGCUGCCGCUGAUAUCCGAACUAUUCCAUAAUCUAUGUGGCGCCAAGUUCUUCACGAAACUUGACAUCCGGUGGGGGUACAACAAUGUACGGAUCAAAGAGGGCGACGAGUGGAAGGCUGCAUUCCGCACGAACCGAGGGCUGUACGAGCCCUUAGUUAUGUUCUUCGGUCUCACAAAUUCCCCGGCAACGUUCCAAAACAUGAUGAACGACAUACUCCGAGAGUUGAUCAACGAGGGUCACGUGGUAGUCUAUCUGGACGAUAUACUGAUCUUCACAGAAAACUUGGACGAACAUCGGCGAAUCACGAAACGAGUGCUCGAAUUGCUCCAGAAACACAAGCUAUACCUGAAGCCUGAAAAGUGCGAGUUCGAACGCACGGAAAUCGAAUAUUUGGGUGUAAUUAUUGGACACAAUUCGAUGUGGAUGGACCCAGUCAAGAUCAAGGGCGUGAUGGAAUGGCCCAAACCAAAGAGCAUCAAACAGGUCUAA
Molecule: messenger RNA, 1386 nt
Organism: Mycena citricolor
Lineage: Eukaryota; Fungi; Basidiomycota; Agaricomycetes; Agaricales; Mycenaceae
Source: the annotation of a GenBank genome assembly